AUGCGAGCUCUUCGUUUCCAUGGUAGGGAGGAUGUCCGCUUGGAUGAAGUCAGUGAGCCUAGCUGUAGGAAGGGUCAGGUUAAGGAAUAUGUGGUAGCGGUAAAUUAUCAAACAAUCCUUCCUCUACUUCAGAUUCUCAUCGACAUAGAUCUCCAUGAAUAUCUCACCGGACCCUCGGCAGUUCCUGUCACGCCACAUCCGAUUACAGGCGCCAAGCUCCCGACAACAUUGGGGCAUGAAUUCAGUGGAACGAUAGAAGAGAUCGGAGAAGGCGUGGUCAGCCUGAAAGUUGGAGACAGGGUAGCUAUUAAGCCAAAUCUUUCUGAUGGCUCAUGUUCGCGGUGCGCUAUGGGGAGGCAGAACAUCUGCAGCAGUCUGGGCUUUAUUGGAUAUAGCAGUGAGGCUGGUGGUAUGUCCGAUCAUGCUGUCAUUGACGAAAAGCACGCGAUCAAGCUACCGGAUACGAUGUCUCUAGAUAUUGGAGGUAUGUAUGUCAGAUUGGGGUCGUAUGAUGGAACCUGGUCUUCGCUGACGCCAGCAGCAUUGGUGGAGCCUCUCGCCGUCGCAUGGCAUGCAGUGGGUCGCAGCCCCCUCAAAGCCGGAGACACAGCUCUUAUUGUUGGAGCUGGGCCCAUCGGGCUAGCGAUCGUGCAGGUAUUGAAAGCUCGAGGAGCUGAGACCAUCAUCGUGGUCGAGAUCUCAGAGCAGCGUCGACAAUUUGCCCAAAACUUUGGUGCAUCUCAUGUCCUCGAUCCUCGGAAGGUAGAUGCCGUUGCACGGAUCCGGGAGAUUACUGGUCAACGACAGGGUGUUUCAGUUUCCUUUGAAACAUCUGGGGUGCAAGCUGGACUGGAUACAGUCAUGGCGGGUCUUCGGGCCCGUGGAACGGCGGUUAUCGUGUCACUGUGGGAUGAAAAGCCGAUCAUCAAUGCAUUUAUUGAUAUAGUACUCGGGGAGAAACAUGUCACAGGUGCGGCGGUAUAUGACGAGGGAGAUUUUGAAGCCGUGAUUGAAGCAAUAAGAUCUGGCAAAAUUCAGCCGCGACCGAUGAUUACUAGCAAGAUUGGGAUGGCUGAAGUGGCAGAGAAGGGGUUCAGGGCACUAAUUAAUCACCGCGACCAGCAUGUCAAGAUCUUAGUGGAUAUUUCUAUUGGGCACCUAGAACUCCAAGAGUGA
Molecule: messenger RNA, 1176 nt
Organism: Penicillium cosmopolitanum
Lineage: Eukaryota; Fungi; Ascomycota; Eurotiomycetes; Eurotiales; Aspergillaceae
Product: 2,3-butanediol dehydrogenase
Exons: 4
Coding region: 1-1176 (391 amino acids)
Biological process (GO): butanediol biosynthetic process
Cellular component (GO): cytoplasm
Molecular function (GO): zinc ion binding; (R,R)-butanediol dehydrogenase activity
Source: RefSeq, a predicted model, not a curated record